AUGCUGGGGGGAGGUGUGCUGGGGGCCCCCCCACGUAAAACUGCAGGGGGCCCCCUGACGGUAGCAGAUUUGUUAGAGGGUGUUCAACGAGCAACCGCAGCAACAGCAGCAACAGCAACAGGUGCAGCAGCAACAGCAGCAGCAGCAGCAACAACAGCAACAGCCCUUUCCCUCCCGCGCAUCACAGAGUCCCCCCCAUCGCCUUCUGCAGCAGCAGCAGCAGCAGCAGCAGAUGUUGAUGCUUUGAGUUGUUCGCUGGCGCUGCCGCCGCCUUCUCCAUGCGGGCCCCCCGCUUUGCAGCAGCAGCAGCAGCAGCAGCAGCAGCAGCAGCAGGGCCCCGUAAGGAGACUGAUGAUAGAGAAGGUGGUGCUAGAAAACUUUAAGAGUUACAACAAGAAAAGAGUCAUUGGGCCCUUCCACAAACAAAUACGAUUGAAGAAGGUUACUGAGCUUAUUCAUAAUUCUGCUGCUGCUUCUGCUGCUGCAGCAGCAGCAGCAGCAGCAGAAGCAGCAGAAGCAGAAGGGGAAGAGGGGGAAGCAAGACCGAAAAAGAAACAUGCAGCAGAAGCAGCACAAGAGCAGCAGCAGCUGGCAGAGCAGCAGCACCUUAUUGAUAGCGCAAGCGUCUCUGUCUUCUUUCAAGAAAUCAUUGACCCUGACCCUGAGAAAGAAGACUAUGAAGUAGUAGAAGGGUCGCAGUUUGUAAUAAAGCGUCAGCGGCCUGAGGAGACAGGUUUAUUAGAGUAUCUGGAGGACUUAAUCGGCACAAACAUUUACGCAGAACCGAUUGAAAAGGCCCUGCAGACGUUUGAAGAACACUGCCAAAUCUACCAGGAGAAAGCAAAUCGGUUGCGUUCAGCUGCUGCGGAGAUGAAGAGGCUGCAGGGGCCUCGCGAGGAGGCUCUCGCAGCUUUAAGACAAAACAGAGAUGCUGCAGCAGCUAAAGUCACUCUUGCUGCUAUCUACAGGAGGAUGGAAGACGAAACGAGUGCUCAAACAGAUGAGCUAAAGGGGGUGGAGUCGGAGCGAGCAAAGGCGGAGAGGGAGCUACAGAAAUUAGUUGUUAAAGAUGAAGAGCUGCGGGUUGAGGUUGGGGGUGAGGUGUCGAGGCUGAAGGAGAAGCAGCAGCAGCUGCAGCAGCUAGAGAAGAAGCAGCAGCAGCAGCAGCAGCAGCUACAGCAGCUAGAGCAAUCGAUGCAGCAAAGAGAUGCAGCAGAAGAAGCAAAAGAAAUCAAAAAGGCAGAACAACAAGUAGAAGAGGCGAAAGAAGCAGUAGACCAGUACCAACUAUCCAUCAAGGAGGAGGUGCAGCAGCUGUGUGCUGCAGCAGCAGCAGCAGAGAAGCUGCUGCUGCAGCAGCAGCAGCAGCUCGACAAGCACCUGACGGAGGCAUCAAAGACAACUGCGGCUUUGGAGCUGGCGGAGUUAGAGAGACAGGAGAAGCGCUGCAGCAGCCGCCUGAUGUCAGUCCUCGAGCAGCAAAAGAGACAGGGAAAGCUGCGGGGUCUCCUCGACAGAUUGGGGCAGCUCGGCAGCAUUGAUAAGAAGUAUGAAAAGGCUUUUCUUGCUGCUUCGGGGGGGUUUAGCGCUUUCUUUGUUGUUGAAGACUCCUCUGAUGCUACGGAGUUGUUUAACCUGCUUCGUUCUCAAGAUUUAGGAAGGUGCAAUGUCUUAGCAUUACGUGUCCUCGAGCGAGACCUGCAGAAGCGGCUAGAGGAGGCUGAUGCGGAGGCGAAGAGGUGCGGAGACACCUCAGCACCGCGACUGCUUGAUUUGCUGCAGUUUGCUGAGCCUCGCCUUCGUAUUGCGUUCUUUAAAGCUGUGGGGCUGCUGAUCGGCGAGGAGGGAGAAGGGUCCAGCGUGGUGACACUCGACGGGGGUUUGAUUGAAGUGGAUGGGAGAAUGGUUGGCGGGGGUUUAGGAGGCGGCAGCUGCAGCAUCCGCACUGAUGGUUUUGCUGCUGCUGAGGGUUUGCAUGCAAUCCCUAAGACUGAAGCAGAGCAGCAGCAGCAGCAGAAGCAGCAGCAGAUGCAACAGCAGCAGCUGCAGCAGCUCCAGCAAACCAUCAAGCAACUGCAACACAGCAUUGGCGAGCACAAACGGAGGCGAGAUGAAAUGAUGGUUACUGAGAGACACCUGGAGAGACAGCGCGCGGAAGCAGAGUCUGCUGUAGAACUGCUGCAGCAAGACAUUGCAGCGGCAAAGCUUCAGAGGCGGGAGUUGGAGACGCGGCUGAAGAGGGCGAUGGAAGAAGAUUUAACAGCCGAAGAGAAAAACCGCCUAACCAAAUUGCAAGCAGAGGUGGCUUCACUCAGUGCCGCACAAGCUUCGCUACACUCCAAGGUGCUGCAGCAAGAGCAGCAAGUGCAGCAGCUGACGCAGCAGGUGCAGAACGCAGGAGGAGAAGAAAUGCAGAAAAGGAGAGCGCAGCUCCUUAAGGCAGAGCGAAAUUUAAAUCUGUUGAAGGAUAAAAAAACAAAAGAAAGAAAUGCUGUGGCUAUCAAACAAGCAGAAGUGCAGCGCACAACUAAAGACAUCAGCAGACUACAAAGAGAAAUCAAAUCUCAUGAAGAGCGAUCAGAAGAGCUGCAGCAGCAGCUCGGUGGAUUGGAGAAGGAAGCAGCAGAAACCCUAAAACAACUUGAGGACGCCACCCAGAAGAAGCAGCAGCUGCAGCAGCAGCUGCAGCAACUGCAGCAGCAGCAGCAGCAAACCGAAAAGGACCUCAAGGAGACAAGUCUAGCAUCUUUGGAGACGCAGCACUUAUAUGACUCCCUGAAGCAGCAGCUGCAGCAGCAGGAGCAGCAGCAGCAGCAGCAGCAGAGACAGCUGACUGCAACAAUGGAGGCCCUCAUAGAGAUCGAUACGACAAUACGAGCGGAGGAAGAGGAAGCAAAAGACCUUGAGCAGCAGCAGCAGCAACAGCAGCAGCAGCAGCAGCAGCAGCAGCAGACCUUGGCCCUAACGGAUGGUUCGAUGGAAGUGGAUUCAGAGCAGCCGCAGCCGCAGCAGCAGCAGCAGCAGCAACAGCAGCAGCAACAGUUGCUUGAGCGUCUGUCGCUAGACUUGAGUGAGGAGGCGCUCAGCAGUUAUACCCAAGAAGAUAUUCACAAGCUGCAGCAGCAGCAGCAGCAGCAGCAAGAGCAGCAGGGAUCGCUGCAUGCGCUGCAGCUAUACAGGGAGAAGAGGCGAGAAACAGCAGCAAAAGAAGCAGACACAAAAGCAGCAGCAGCAGCAAGAGAAGCAGCAAAAACCCAACUAGAGCAUCUACGGUGUACACGCAGAAAUGCAUUUCUAGAGGCAUUUGCGAUUAUAUCAGCGAAACUAAAAGAAACAUACAGGAUGCUGAGUCAGGGAGGCGAUGCGGAGCUGGAGUUGAUCGAUCCCGCCGAUCCCUUUGCUGAAGGCAUUCUUCUUUCUGUUAGACCCCCUAAAAAGAGCUGGAGACAAAUUCAAAACCUCUCAGGUCUUAAACCCUAA
Messenger RNA from Eimeria acervulina, 3480 nucleotides. Its product is annotated as chromosome condensation protein, putative. The record is from RefSeq and is a predicted model, not a curated record. Gene Ontology annotation, molecular function: protein binding; ATP binding; ATP hydrolysis activity. NCBI's taxonomy places the organism in Eukaryota, Apicomplexa, Conoidasida, Eucoccidiorida, Eimeriidae. Gene Ontology annotation, cellular component: chromosome. The transcript is spliced from 20 exons. Gene Ontology annotation, biological process: chromosome organization. The coding region runs from base 1 to 3480 and encodes 1159 amino acids.